Molecule: messenger RNA, 399 nt
Organism: Aphanomyces astaci
Lineage: Eukaryota; Oomycota; Saprolegniomycetes; Saprolegniales; Verrucalvaceae
Exons: 1
Coding region: 14-298 (94 amino acids)
Source: RefSeq, a predicted model, not a curated record
UGUCAUUUCUGAAAUGACGGGCGAAGUCAAAGUUGAUGGGCAGAGCUCGCGAACGCGGGAGAUAGCGGUGUCUGCAGCAGGCCAGGAGGGGUUCACAAAAGAGCAGUGGGCGGCCCUGCAAGCGUCGGCCCGAGACGAGAUCACCAAGGAUGCCCUGAAGUUCAUGGCUCUUGCUCCGAUCCAGCGGUUGACUGACAUUGGAGCUGUGGCCAGGGAGAACGGAUGGUCACCAGUUCUCUCCAAGGGCAAUCAAGCUGCAGCUGGCAAACCUGGGAUUUCGGACCGAUCGGGCAAGUGAGCGGAGCCAUUAGCUUAUCAGCUCCACAAGUAAUUGAGUAGUAGCUCUCUUUGCGCCCAAUCACUACACUUGAACUCGCAAUUUCCAUGUUCAAUGCUGUG